AUGCCUGUGCAGAUUUUCCCCGAUGCUGCAUAUGAGAAGGGCCAAGCGACUUUUGGAAUUGUCUUGAUCGAUGAGUUCACAUCGACUCGAUUGGUGAUUGGCCAGGCGGAAGUCUUUGCCGUGGUGUUGGCACGGGAUGCCUUGAGAAAAAUCAUCCAUGGGCGCAGGGUCAUCUUCUUCAUUGACAAUGAAGGUGCACGUGAAAUUUUGAUUAAAGGGGCGAGUAAGUCGAGGACACUCUUGUUGCUCGCCAAUCUAUUCUUCGAGAUGGAAAACGUUGACCAGUGCAUAAGCUGGUUGGAGCGCGAACCAACAGUCGUCAAUGACAAGACAUCCAAGAAGGAGACAGUUUACAUCGGCCCCAAAGGGGAGCCGCCGAAGGACGAACGUGAUAUCAUCAAGUGCUCGCCUCACAAUAAGAUGCCUUUCAGUGCUUGUUGCAAUGCAGGUUUUAAGCCGUCCCGAGGAACAGAUCAGCCGAUUAAGCUGGCCCGAGCCUUUGGUGCCGCACCCAUCCGUCAGGACACACUUAGGAGCCAGCGGGACCUUCUUGCAAGCCGCGCACUUGAGGUGGCACAGCAGGCCCACGAAAGGGCACGCUCAUCAGCAACUCAGGUUCACCACAGUUCGGUGCUGGACCUGGAAGCCAUGGACUAG
Symbiodinium sp. CCMP2456 is the source of this 657-nucleotide messenger RNA. The record is from the annotation of a GenBank genome assembly. NCBI's taxonomy places the organism in Eukaryota, Dinophyceae, Suessiales, Symbiodiniaceae.